Molecule: messenger RNA, 3561 nt
Organism: Serpula lacrymans var. lacrymans S7.9
Lineage: Eukaryota; Fungi; Basidiomycota; Agaricomycetes; Boletales; Serpulaceae
Exons: 8
Coding region: 1-3561 (1186 amino acids)
Biological process (GO): error-prone translesion synthesis; error-free translesion synthesis
Cellular component (GO): nucleus
Molecular function (GO): DNA-directed DNA polymerase activity; damaged DNA binding; deoxycytidyl transferase activity
Source: RefSeq, a predicted model, not a curated record
AUGGAAGACAAGGCUAAAUCCGUUGGGCCCACUGGGAGCCUUUCUUCUGACUUGUUUGAACCAGACGAUCCAGAAUUUGCCGAGUUUCUUCAGACCACCGUUUUACCGGGCGACGAACAAGCCGAACGGCCUUCAAAACUCGAUAACGAUGACAGUAGCAGUGGAGAACGCGGGCUUACCUUGAGCAAGCCAUCUUUGAAACGUCGUCAUUCUGAGACUGAGCAACCUAUACCUUCAAAUCCUGUGCAACUUGCCCAGUCAGUUGAACAACCAGUCACAUUAAAAAAUGCAGAUAUAUACGGUGCUGCGCGCUUCGGUCACUUUGGGGAGUAUAUGCGGAGAAAACGUGCAAAACUACAGAUACAAAACGCAGAUAUGGAUGUCAGCGAGAACGAUGAUAGCGAAAGAAGAACCAUUUUUAAGGGCUUGGCUAUAUAUAUCAAUGGAUGGACCGAACCCUCUGUGCAAGACUUGCGUCAACUUAUCAUAAAGCAUGGAGGUAUAUACCAUCCUUAUUUGGAUAAGAAGUCAUUAGUAACUCACAUUAUAACGUGCUCUUUGACUCCUGCCAAGAUACGCGAGUUUAAGAACAUGAAAGUGGUGAGGCCGGAGUGGUUAGUAGAGAGUGCUGCAUCUGGUUCGUUGCUGCCCUGGAAGAAUUACAUCUUUAGACCGGGAGACAGGUUGCAAGAAUCGCAGGGAACUCGGACAACUCAGCAAUCUCUCUUUACUAUAUCUGAGUCGCGACCUCAUGCAAUCACUGGUCAUCCUAAUAAUCAGACACCACAAGAGGCCCCUCAAUCUGAAGUGAAUCCCUUUAAUGAUUCGCCAACUACGCACCCUGCCACGAAGACUUUUGAUUCUCGUCCUCUAUACAUGACAGAUCCAGGGACCUACGAAGAGGCCGCGCGUAUACCAGGGUAUGCGGCCCACACCUCUAAUCUAAUGGCAGAACGAGUGAUGGCCAACCCAGAGUGGAGAGCAGCACAUACCUCUAUCGCUCCUGACUUUAUAGAAGGCUUUUACAAAAACUCUCGGUUGCAUCAUUUAUCUACUUGGAAGGCUGAGCUGAAAAAUCUGGUUUUGGAAGCACAAAUACGUGCUGAAAAUGGGGCUAUGGUGACUCCUUCUGAAAGCUCUCAUACGAAGAAUCCGCAGGUUUCCAGGAAGCUACAGGACGACCCAAUUCCCGAGCCGGAGGACGGCGUCAGCAUGAAGGGGGCUGAGCUCACUAUAAGAACAUCACCCAAAGGAAAAGGGAAAGCAAAGGCUCUUCAAAUUGAAAGGGUCAUCAUGCAUUGUGAUUUUGACUGCUUCUUCGUAUCAGCUGGGUUAGUCAGCAGACCCCAGUUGCGGGGCAAGCCAGUCGCGGUUUGCCAUUCGCAAGGCUCUCAAGGUGGUGCGGCAAGUACAAGUGAGAUAGCUAGUGCCAGUUAUGAAGCAAGGUCGUUUGGUGUUAAGAACGGAAUGAGUCUUCAGCAGGCAAGAAAGCUAUGUCCGACGAUCGUUACUAUACCAUAUGAAUUUGAAAAAUACAGACAGUUUUCGUUGCAAUUCUACACUGUCCUGAUGCGAUAUGCAGAUGACUUGCAAGCUGUAUCUGUUGAUGAGGCAUUACUGGAUGUCACGAGUGCUGUCUCUGACGUGAAGAACCAAGUAUCUCGCCUUCCAGUUUCCGAGGCCAUCACAAGGGAUCCAGCAAAAGAGCUGGCUGAGAAAAUACGAGAUGAAAUCAGAAAGGCCACCGAGUGCGAAGUCAGUAUUGGAAUUGCUGAAAACAUACUCCUAGCGCGCCUUGCCACCCGUCGCGCCAAGCCUGCCGCUUCUUUCCACCUUGUCCCAGAAAAAGUGCAUGAGUUCUUGGCCCCUCUGGAUGUUGAUGAUCUUCAUGGGUUUGGACAUUCCACACGUCAAAAAACACAGGAGAAAUUGGGCGUGACUACGCUGGGAGAGUUGGCAAAGAAAAGUAAGGCUGUACUCUGUGAUGCUCUAGGGAAAGGGACUGGUGAAACGCUGUACAAAGCCAUCAGAGGCAUAGACGAAAGGAGGCUCGAAUCUGAUAAGCCAAGGAAAUCUGUCUCAUGUGAUAUCAAUUAUGGAAUACGUUUUGAGAACGGCGAACAAGCAAAGACAUUCAUAUAUCAGAUGGCACAGGAAGUAUCCCGACGUUUAAAUAGCAUAUACAUGCUUGGGCGCUCGCUGACUUUGAAGAUUAUGAAAAGAGACCCCAAUGCGCCUGUUGAAGCGCCAAAGUUCAUGGGACAUGGGGUAUGUGAGACAUUUAGCAAGCAAAUGGCUCUUUCUGGGCCGAACGGACGUCCUACUAGUGCCACUACUGUCAUUGGAGACCACGCAUGGAAACUUCUGGAGUCAUUCGAUUUCGACCCAAAGGAACUUCGCGGAAUCGGCAUACAAAUUCAGAAACUAGAAAUGAGUUCAAAUUCUGGAAGCACUGAACCAGGUCAAGCCAAACUGCCGUUUAAGCCAGUGCCAGAGAGUCCUAGCAAAGUUCAAGCUAGUUCUUCCCGUCGGGAUUCGAUCAACAACCCAAUACCGCCUGUCAUUGUUAACCCACCGUCACAAGACAAAAAGUUGCUAGAUGGGCUACCAAAGAAGGCGGCCAAGCCGUUCGUUCCAGAUCUUCCUUCCUUUUCGCAAGUGGACAAAGGUGUUUUCGACGCGCUACCUGAGGAUGUAAGGAAGGAACUCGAAGUGGAGUAUAAACGUCGAUCACAUUCCCCCAUGCCUGCCCAAACAUCCAGUGUGUUUCCUAUAAGGAGCAAGUCAUCUGAACCCAUAUCCGACUAUAACAACAGGAUCACCGUCAAAGGUACCAACGUCAAGCGUAUCACUCAGCAGUUGGCCCCUAGAAAUAGAGCGAGUCUUUCGCCCAGAAAGAACAUGCUAUUUACCAAGCGGGACGGACCUUCCGCUUUGCAGGUGUCUGAGGCGGAGCUGGAGAAGCUUGAAAUCGAUCCAGAGGUGUUUUUCGUAUUGCCUAUUGAUAUGCAACGCGAACAGCUCCUGAUGGCUCGACAUUCAAGAGCUCGUGGGGCAUCUGUCUCGGGGGAUCAUAAAGUAAUCAAGCUCCCCGAUCGAUUCCCCUCUACACCGCAACGUAAGAAGCCUAUACCAAAGGCGGUUCAUCCACAUGUUCCCUUCCUGAAGCAACAGGGUAAACAAAAAGGAGAGAAACUUUACUUCACGGAGACAGACGAUGUGCAGCGCGUUAUCGAGGUUUGGGUUGAAGGCUUCAGAGAGCGAGCGCUUAAUCGGAGGGAUGUGGAUUAUUUCAGCAAAUUCUUAGUGGAAAGUGCGGAAUCAGGGGAUACUGGGAUGGAGAAGGCUGCAGCUGUCAUGAAAUGGUGGCUUACGCUCCUACGGAGAUACUGGGAAAUUUGGGAACAUAACAAUAAUGGGAGCAGCGAAGACAAGAAAUUUACAGGAAAACCUACGUCUGAAAUCAUAGGGAGGACGUGGUGGAAAGCCUUUAGAGAAGUCAAAGGAAAGGUUGAUGCUGUAGCCAGAAAGAGAUUUGGCGGUUCAAUAGCAAUCAAGUGA